ACUGAAGAAUUUAAAAAGUGAAUGAAAGUGAUACGUGAGUGCAAAACGUAAUUUCCAGUGAAUUCGUUUUAUCCAUACGAUAGUAUUAAAAUUUAAUAUUACAGAAAACUCUUUUGUGAAUGGAUUGUGGUUUGUGACACCCUAAAAAGCCAGUGAACGCGAUGAUUAUUGAAAAUCCAGACGCUUUCAAGAGCUGGUUGACGUCCAUAUUGGAACCUCUAUGCGAUGCUGACCCGGCCGCGCUUGCCAAAUACGUGUAUGCUCUGGUCAAGAAGGACAAGCCUCUCGAGGAGUUACGCGAUGGCAUGGUCGACCAGCUUGACGUGUUUCUGCAACAUGAAACCAAACCGUUCGUGGACAUGCUGUUCAAAUCUCUGGAGACGCACGAGUACCUCUUGCCGACCGAGAAGCGGCCGUCGCCGCCGCCCGCGCCCGCGCCCGAGCCAGCUGCGGAGCCCGACCACAACACGGCCGAGGUGCCUUUACCGCCGGCCGUGACGACCAACGGGGCGGAGUCCCCUCUCGCCGCCGCGCCCGCGCCGGCCGCGGAGCCCCGGCCUCCGAGACACCGCGUGGUUGUCUCGCGGACCGCGGCGAAGCCCGCCCCAGCGCCCGCGGUGCCUAGGGCGCCGCCCACGGAACAGACUCUUGUUAAGGUUUUGCCCCUGACAGAAUUACUGGAAGAACCAGUGGACCACGCGCCAAGGAGACGAGACCGGAGAGCCGACUCGUUGCGCGACAAAGAGGAGCGCCGCCGCCGCCGGUCGCGCUCUUGGGAGCGCCGCGCGCGCGCCAGAAGACAUCCGCGGGACUUGCACAACGACGACAGAAGACGGCCGGUGUCCCGAUCACCUUCUCCGCGCGGGCGCUACAGAAACCGAAGCCCGCCGCCUUCGAUUCUCGACAGGGUCGGCAGCCGCUCCAGAUCAAGGUCACCAGUACCAGUGCGGGAAAGAGACCACGAGAGGGAGCGGGAAAGACUGCGUGUACCGCGCGAGUUGGAGCGGGACAGGAUAUCGCGCGACAGGGAGCAUAGGGACAGGCUGUCCCGCUCUAGAGACAGGGACAGGUCACGGGACAGAUCGCGCGAUCGCUCCGUGUCCCCGCGGGACGCGCGGGACAGAUUGGACCACAAUGACCUGUACAAACGACGAUGCAAAGAUUUUGACGAGAAGGGUUACUGCAUGCGUGGCGAUUUGUGCCAGUGGGACCACGGCGCUGACCCUCUAGUAUUAGAAGACGCGGCCCUCACGCGAGUGCUCACUGUACCGCCUUCCGUGCCUGAAUACAACCCGCUGACGCCGGACAUCUGGAUGGGCGGCGGCUUCGCGCCCUACCCGCACCACCCGCCGCACCCGCCGCACCCGCCCAGGGAACUCAUACCCAUACCCAGUUUCGCGCCCAGGCUGCGUCACGAGGCGCCGCCGCGACAUCCGCCUCCUCACAAGAAGCAGUUCGACUACAACCGGCUGGGAGCGCCCCGACCGCCCUUACCCGCGAACGCAGCGAAUUGUUCCCUUGAAGUGAAGAAGGUGCCGCGGGGUCUCAACGAGAUAACGCAUCUUAACAACCACUUCUGCAAGUUUGGCAAGAUCGUUAACAUACAGGUGUGCUUCGAAGGUGACCCUGAGGCGGCUCUCAUUACGUUCUCCACUCCUACGGAAGCUAACGUCGCUUUCAAGAGUACCGAGGCGGUUCUCAACAACCGAUUCAUCAAGGUCUUCUGGCAUAAGCCUGAGAAUAAGCAAGAAAACACAGCACCAGUGGGUCAACAAGCAGCCAAGCCUGCUGAACGUCAGAACAAUCAGCACCCGAUGUCGCACAACAAGGUGUUGAUCAACCGCGACAACAUCAAGGCGACGGCUGACAUCAAACAGGCGAAUGCUGAGAAGCAAGCAAAAGAAGCCACCAACGGCACAACAGAACCGAAGAAAGAGGUGGUGAUGAAGCCAGUUGACAAGAGCAAACAGGUGAUGGAGAUGAUGAAGCGAGCCCAGGCGCUGCUUGAGAAGCAAUUGCAGCAACAGCUGUUGUUGAUCGAGAAACUCGAGUCGGGCAACAUCAGCGAUUCCCAGAAGGCUGCACUAAUGGAGGCGAUCAACUCCGCCCAAGAGGGCAUCGAGAAGCUCAGAAACGAACUGUUUGCGUACAACGGAACCCUCAGACAGAUGCAGGCGGAUACAGUCGCCCGGUCGAUGUCGCGUCUACAGCUGCAGGCAAACGCCAAGAAACCUAAGACAAGGCAGGAAGCGGAGAAAGAGAUUUUGGACGCCGAAUUGGACAUGUUUACUAAGCAACAGGAGGGGCAAGAUGUGACAGAGUUGGCCAAGAAAGUUGCGGACUUGAGACGACAAAUGGCGAUACAGUUUCCCCCGCAUCCUGGGAUGAGGAGACCACAUUCCAGGGGCGGGCGAUUCAACACUGCUUCCCGCUUCGUGCGCGGCGCUGGCAAGGCCUUUAGCGCAAAUCAGUCCGUGGACCAUAGACCAAGGGCACUGCUGAUAUCUGGAUUUGAAGCAGACGAGCAGAGCGCAGUUAUACAGCACUUUAUGCAAUACGGAGAAGUGGUCAGCAAAGAAGUGAAUCUUGCGGUUCCCGAGCUGGUCAUACAGUAUAAGGCGAGAGCACACGCCGAGCUCGCAGCCGCCGCGGGAAAACAUUACAACGACCGGACGCUGUCGAUAACUUGGGUGGCCAACACUAAGGCGUAUCUUGGCGGCAUGGCGGAGACCAGACCUGCGGUUAACGGAGAGGCCAGCGAGGAGAAUAAGGAGCCCGAGACAUCUCAAGAAAUAACCGAGGACACGUUACUGCGGUUCGACGAGGAGGAAGAGGACGAUGCGGAAGAAGAUAGAUCCUGGAGACGUUGACGACCCGCGGGACGCUAGCCGCGACACGACACCGAGGCGACCUCGAAACGAUCUCGAAGCGAUGUCGGAACGAUCUCGAAGCGAUGUCGGAACGAUCUCGAAGCGAUGUCGAAACGAUCUCGAAACGAUGUCGGAACGAUCUCGAAGCGAUGUCGGAACGAUCUCGAAGCGAUGUCGGAACGAUCUCGAAGCGAUAUCGAAACGAUAUUGCAGCGAUGUCGUUGCGAGAUUGUAACGAUAGUCGAUAUCGGUCGCUGUAGGAUUGUUAGUGUAGUGUCGGUCGUGUAUAAGGCUAGCGAUUGUUAGAAAUAAAAGGGCUGAAGUGAUAUGUGAAUGUUUUUGUGUAUUUUACUGCGUUAUAAAUUAAAACAAUGUUGCCUUGCGUUGAUAGUUUAUAAAUAUAUUAAUAUACAAAAAACACUAGUAGACUUGACCUUUCUGAAAAACUGUUUAUUUCUUACUAAAAUCAUAAUAUUUCAAUUUCAAAACUUUAUUUAAUGGUUUCCGUUCGUUAAUAUACGAAAAUAUUUCAUAAUCUCACUUCAGUACUUCGAAUAUGAAAAAUAUGAUAUCAAUCGAGAAUUUGUAUCUGUACUAAAAAUGCCAAUAUUCGUGUCUCGUUUUUAAUAUUAUUUAAAGAAAAUUAUAAUAAGGAAAUAAUAUUUAAUAAUUUAUCGAAAAUAUGGUUUUCACUAAAAAAAAAUCGAUUGCCUCAGUUGAGAAUCGAACGCACGUACUUUCGCUUGCGGCCUACUCUAUCUACUAAGCUAUGGUGACCAUAAUUAUAAUCAUAUCCUAAAAAUAAGUUAUUAUAAGAAUAAUAAUAAUAGAUAUUAUUUCUCGAUUGGUAUUUUAUUAUUUUAAACAAACUUAUUGUUCAAACUUGUUACAUUAUUGGAGAAAUAUAGUGAAAGAGCUUUAGAUUUAGGUAUUCGUACGCCACAGAGUUGCGACACGACUAAUUUACCACCAAAAUUAAGAAAAGUUUGAAAAACUUGCAUAUUUUGCGAAUUAAAAAAGUCGUCAGUCGCAACUCUAGCGUGCACAACCAAACGCAUUCUUCGCUUAUGAGAUUUACACAUAAAAAUCGGCAAUAAUAUACAAUUCGGUAGUCGGUACAACAUAGAUGCGUUUAGUCGCAGUAUAGAAAUAGUUGUGAAUUUACGAAAGGAGUCGUACGAUUUAGGAAUUUAAUGAGAUUCUACGAUCAUUGUCAGGUUUUUUAAAUUUAAUUUAUUACGAUGUCUUUAUAAAAUACUGGGUAUUUUACUGGGUAUUGUACUAUUUACCAAUAAAUUAAAUAUGGGAGUAACUUAUUCAUUAUUAGUCAAAUGAGGGUUUUCGCGUAUGAAAGAUCCGCUAGAUGGCGGGACGUGGAUGUGGGGUCUGACUGCUGCGUGAUUGGUGGAUUUUGACAUAUCUGUCAAUGUCAUGUCAAAAAUAACCAGUCAUGCAGCAUUUGGACCUCGCGUCUACGUAUUGCCAUCUGGCGGAUUUUUCAUACGCGAAUACCCUCAUUACGUUAGUGUAUUGGCGACUAGUUCUACGCGCCGUCAAAAGAUGGCGUUGUCUGUACAAUACAACGCGGUAUCGCAAGAAAUAGGUUUCUUUUAGAACCUCUAGCGUGAAAUUCAUUACAAAACUUGCAAUGAUCGUAUCGUCUUAUUAGCAUCGUUUUUAGAGAGUUACUCGGUUAUUGUUCAACAUUUGAAUGGUUUUAAAAUCUUAAUUAUUUAUAUUAAUAAUUACAUUUCACUAACACCAGUACUUAAAUAACUUACAGCUUACUAAAGACUUAUUAAUUAACAAUAACAAUAGGUGUAAUAAUAAGUCUAUACAAAACUAAUGGAACUGAUUUUUAAAGCUAACAUCAUAUCAACGUUGUACUUAUUUAAACAACUUAAUUUAAUUUAUUUGCUGUCGGAAUUUAUAUUAUCUUGAAUAACAAAAUGGUAAAAAUUUUAACUAAAAUUCAAUACAAAUUCGUGAUUUUAAUGUCAGUUAUAAUUGACAUCUAUGCAUUGAAACAUUGGUACAAUUAAAAUCGGUCCACAAUUGACGGAGUAACCGGUAAACAUACAUAGAAAAAGAAAUACAUACAGCUGAACAUAACCUCCUCCUUUUUUGAAGUCGGUUAAAAAUUAAUUUCUCAUUCGUAGGUUUCAAAAUGGCGUCGUGAAAUUAAAAUAGAGCAUACAAGUGACGUCAAACGAGUUUAAAUACUUAUUGCUUUGAAUUUAAUACGACUACAUUCAGUGACUGAGUUAAGCUAGACCUGUAGCUUAGACCUAUAACUCAAUUUAGCUUUUUUUGUCAGCAAGCCGCAAAAAUGUUGAACAAUAAACGGUGCAACUCUCGUCCUUUACAAAUUUUUAUUAGUAGCUCAUAUCGUGGGGUGGCACUUGUAAAUAAUUUAUAUUUGUAAAUAAAAUUUCUCUUUCGCGCGAUAGCCAUAUCUUUCGUUUUCUUAAAUUAAUGAAAUUAUCGUUUUUUCUUGGGUUUGUAUUCGGUCGCCAUAGAGGUGCGGAUCGCGACUAAUGUGCGAUUUAUUGUUGAGUAGAUAGAAGUUGUUUCUAAGUUUCAAUUUAUAUGACGUUUCUUAGUGAAACAAUCAUGUCAUAAGAGGGCUCAUAAAGUAUGAAACCUGGACUGUUUUUAAGCAUACACGAUGGAUGUCGCUGAUUUCAAACUACUUGACGCUAAUUCAGUAAACACUGUUACGUUAUUCUUCUUUAUUUUAUCAAUUUAGUACUUGAAGUUCGUAUGUUGGUUGAAUUUUCAAUAUUUCGAGCAAAAACAUUAUAUUCUUGAUUGAUAGAUCACUGCAAGAUACAGUAACAAUCAAAACUUUUUGUUUAUAAACAACUGUAAAUUUCGUACUUGCAAAAAAAAUCGCAUCGUCGCGCAAUCUUCAUUUCUGUGGCGGCCCCAUACAAGUAUCGACCGUCUUACUAGAUUUAGUGAUGCAUUAUUGCAUUUUAGGAUUAUUAUUUUGUUGUGGCCCGAGGCUUACGUUGUAAUUUUACGAGGGGUUAUUUUUUUUAUUAUUAAAUAUAGUUUUAGGUCGAUGUAUGCUUUGGACAGACGUAGUCUUGUUUAUAAAUAAUCGAAUGGUACAAAGUGUAUCUAAUAUAAUAAUAUAAAAUGUGACUUGGAACUACAGGUCUUGGAACUACUUCGCGACUGUGCGACGGGCGCCCGCAGUGAGUGUGCGAGCGCGACAGCAACAUAAUUACGCGCGAGCGAUAAGGAUGGGUAGCUUGGGGUCAUUGGACAAAAUUCUACGUGCUCACAGACCGGGCUUUAGCACAGAACUGUGUCAGUGCCUGAGGUUUGGGAGCGACACGGGAGGGGUGACGUGUGACGUGACAGAGCAAAUGUCUCGCUGACGUUUGACAUCACAAAAACACCCGUGCCGCUCCCUUACCUCAGACACUGACUUACGCCCUAGUCACAAACAUUACUAUGAGGUCUCACAGUGCGCGUGGACGCACAGGGUGACACACGAACCAAUCACAGAGCUCUAUUCAACGCUGUGUGUUCGAUUUGCUGCUUCACUUAAGCAAGCAUCGUUUGUGAAUACGGGUUUGACUCUUACGGAGUUCAAAACGAAAUCAAUUUGUUAAUCAUAUUAUUGGAACUUUGACUACGUCUGUCAAAAACGUACAACGUCGAAAUAGUCAUAAUAAAAUACGAAAGCGUGUCUUUUACAAGUUAAGGUGGAUUCAUAUUUGUAUGACGUGUCAUGUUGUGAUCAAAAUGGAAUCGAUUUCAGUUUCAGAUUUUAAUAAACUAGUUACUAUCUUGGUCGUGUCGCAUACUUUAUGUAUGAAACCUCUUUUUUGAUGUCACGACAUAUCACGUCAGAUUGGUAUAAAUCCACCUUUAUAUACCAAUAGUUUUUAGUUUCAAGUUGUGUGUCGUCAGGCGGGCGAUUUUAACAACGUUAGUACCGUCAGCAAUCGAGUUAUUUCAGUUGUUGGCAAUGGACAGUUCCUACGGCGAUUUUUGUGUUAAUUUGCAGAUGGUACGCAGUGAGGGUAGACGAGAAAAGUAUGGCUAGUGUGGGGGCAGUGUCGAUAUUUUUGUCGAUGAUUUUAUAAAAAUGUCACUUGUGCUGUGCUAGAUCUAAGUCUUUAAAAUAUUUGAAGUAACAGUUCUUCCGUUUUAAACUAAUAGAAUCCAGAAUUAAAAAAAUAUCGAUACUUAUUAACAUCACUACGAAAUGAAGAGAGAAUCGGAACACUGGCGUCUGUUAAAGUCGCUCGCCUUUAAAAUUAUACAUUUUUCGCUUGUUUUUAAGACAUUUGUACAUUGUUAUUGAUUAGUUAUAGUCGCUUCUAAUGUAUCUGACUUAGUUUGUAAAUGAUGUAAAAAAUAUUAAAAGAAAAAACCGUAACUACGCCGUUAUACAACACUAAUAAAGAAAAAAUAUAUACCCAAACCUGAGAUCGGCGAAAAAAAGUAUUUUUUGAAAAAGUCAGUGCAUAUUUUUUUAAGGCGGUUGCUAGACAGAUUGUAA
Molecule: messenger RNA, 7392 nt
Organism: Ostrinia nubilalis (European corn borer)
Lineage: Eukaryota; Metazoa; Arthropoda; Insecta; Lepidoptera; Crambidae
Gene: swm
Product: zinc finger protein swm
Exons: 24
Coding region: 162-2870 (902 amino acids)
Biological process (GO): mRNA processing
Cellular component (GO): nucleus
Molecular function (GO): RNA binding; metal ion binding
Source: RefSeq, a predicted model, not a curated record